AUGGAGAAGAGCAGCGAGACCAACGGCUACCUGGACGGCACCCAGGCGGGGCCUGCGGCGGGGCCUGGCGCGCCGGGGUCCGCGGGGGGACUCGCGCGGCGCUGCGCGGGCUUACUACGGCGGAACGCGCUCGUGCUGUUCACCGUGUCCGGAGUGGUGGCGGGCGCCGGCCUGGGCGCGGCGCUGCGCGGGCUCGGCCUCAGCCGCACGCAGGUAGCCUACCUGGCCUUCCCCGGCGAAAUGCUGCUCCGCAUGCUGCGCAUGAUCAUCCUGCCGCUGGUAGUCUGCAGCCUAGUGUCGGGCGCCGCCUCCCUCGACGCCAGCUCUCUCGGGCGCCUGGGCGGCAUCGCCAUCGCCUACUUCGGCCUCACCACGCUUGGCGCCUCGGCGCUCGCCGUCGCUUUGGCGUUCAUCAUCAAGCCUGGGUCUGGCGCGCAGACCCUUCAGUCCAGCGACCUGGGGCUGGAAGAGUCGGGGUCCCCUCCGGUCCCCAAAGAGACAGUGGACUCUUUCCUCGACCUGGCCAGAAACCUGUUUCCCUCAAAUCUUGUGGUUGCCACUUUCCGCACGUAUGCAACUGAUUAUAGAGAGAUGACCCACAACACGAGCUCUGGAAACGUAACCCAUGAAAAGAUCCCCAUUGGCACCGAGAUCGAAGGGAUGAACAUUUUAGGACUGGUCCUCUUUGCCCUGGUGUUAGGAGUGGCCCUAAAGAAACUCGGCUCCGAAGGAGAAGAGCUCAUCCGUUUCUUCAAUGCCUUCAAUGAGGCAACGAUGGUGCUGGUGUCAUGGAUCAUGUGGUAUGUGCCUGUGGGCAUCAUGUUCCUGGUUGGAAGCAAGAUUUUGGAAAUGAAAGACAUCAUUGUGCUGGUGACCAGCCUUGGAAAAUAUAUCUUCACAUCCAUAUUGGGCCAUUUUAUUCAUGGAGGAAUUGUUCUGCCACUUAUUUAUUUUGUGUUCACACGAAAAAACCCAUUCAGGUUCCUCCUGGGCCUCCUCACACCGUUUGCAACAGCAUUUGCCACGUGCUCCAGCUCAGCAACACUCCCCUCCAUGAUGAAGUGCAUUGAGGAGAACAACGGUGUGGACAAGAGGAUCAGCAGGUUCAUCCUCCCCAUCGGGGCCACCGUGAACAUGGACGGAGCGGCCAUCUUCCAGUGUGUGGCCACCGUGUUCAUCGCCCAGCUCAACAACAUCGAGCUGAAAGCAGGACAGAUUUUCACGAUUCUAGUGACGGCCACAGCCUCCAGCGUUGGAGCAGCUGGCGUGCCCGCUGGAGGGGUCCUCACCAUCGCCAUUAUCCUGGAGGCCAUUGGGCUGCCCACUCAUGACCUUUCUCUGAUCCUGGCUGUGGACUGGAUUGUGGACCGCACCACCACCGUGGUGAACGUGGAAGGGGACGCCCUGGGUGCAGGCAUUCUCCACCACCUGAAUCAGAAGGCAAUGAAGAAAGAGGAGCAGGAACUGAGCGAGGUGAAGGUGGAGGCCGUCCCCAACUGCAAAUCGGAGGAGGAGACGUCGCCCCUGGUAACACACCAGAACCCCGCUGGCCCUGCGGCCAGCGCCCCGGAACUGGAAUCCAAGGAGUCGGUUCUGUGA
Molecule: messenger RNA, 1599 nt
Organism: Felis catus (domestic cat)
Lineage: Eukaryota; Metazoa; Chordata; Mammalia; Carnivora; Felidae
Gene: SLC1A4
Product: solute carrier family 1 member 4
Exons: 8
Coding region: 1-1599 (532 amino acids)
Biological process (GO): L-serine transport; L-glutamate transmembrane transport
Cellular component (GO): plasma membrane
Molecular function (GO): L-alanine transmembrane transporter activity; L-threonine transmembrane transporter activity; L-aspartate transmembrane transporter activity
Source: RefSeq, marked provisional